AUGGCGGUGAUGAGUGGAUUCUUCAGGCCCAAAGUAGCCUUCAUUACUGGAAUCACUGGACAAGAUGGUUCUUAUCUUUCUGAGAUCCUUCUGGGAAAGGGAUACCAAGUUCACGGCCUAGUAAGAUCGUCUGCUUCUAGGCGCGAAGCUCUAAAUAGGCCCUUGCGACCGGGGCUAACGAUACACUUUGGUGAUAUGUCGGAUGUCGGGCGCCUCGUUCAGAUCUUAGGCAACAUCAAGGCUGAUGAGAUCUACCACUUGGCUGCCCAGUCGCAUGUGGCUGUGUCUUUUGACACUCCCAUACAGACCAAUGACACCAACGCCAUGGGAACUCUCCGACUGCUGGAAGCAAUGAGGAUGCUGGGUAUGGAUAGAACGACCAAGUUCUAUAAUGCUUGCUCAUCAGAAGUAUUCGGUUCGGAUAUGCCAGCACCCCAAACAGAAGAAACCCCAUUCCACCCAGUGUCACCUUAUGCCGUAUCAAAACAGUUCCAGUACUGGAUUACCGUGAACUUCCGAGAGGCAUAUGGGUUUCACGCAUCUAACGGACUCCUUUUCAAUCAUGAAUCGCCAAGGCGUGGAACUACAUUUGUCACUCGCAAGAUCACAACACAGGUAGCUCUGAUUGCCUGUGGGCAAUUAGACAGCUUCCAACUCGGCAAUCUGGAUGCAGUCCGGGACUGGGGUCAUGCCAAAGACUAUAUGCAGGGCGUAUAUCUCAUGCUCCAGCAACCAGUCGGUGGCGAUUAUGCUUUGGCGUCCGGUCAGGCUCACAGCGUCAGAGACUUUGUGGAGGCGGCUUUUAGGGUCAUUGGAGUCAAGAUUGAGUGGUCUGGAACGGGCUUGGACGAAGUAGGUGUUGACUCAGUCAGUGGUAAGAUUCGCGUCAAGGUAAAUCCGGAUUUCUACCGGCCACUUGAUAACCAGAAUCUGCUGGGCUCGGCUGCCAAGGCCAAGCGUGUGCUCGGAUGGACACCCACGUACACCUUCGAAGCCUUGGUCGAAGAGAUGGUUCUUUGCGAUAUCGAAGCUGUCAACACCGGUCGUAUAUUUUCCAACUCGAACCUGGACUGGGUGGUUGGUGAAAGCCAAAAUGCAGAAAUUUCAGACAAUGGCAUUAUGAGCCACGGCCACAAAAAAGAGUCGGCUCGCUUCAAUCCAUUUGGCGAAGUUCAAACUCUCGCUGUGAAUGACGAGGGGAGUUCCGAUGGGGCUGAGAAGAUCAGCCUAACCGACGUUAGAUCGGAAACAGAGCUGGCAACCUAG
This is a messenger RNA of Trichoderma harzianum CBS 226.95, 1266 nucleotides long. RefSeq lists its product as hypothetical. NCBI's taxonomy places the organism in Eukaryota, Fungi, Ascomycota, Sordariomycetes, Hypocreales, Hypocreaceae. The coding region runs from base 1 to 1266 and encodes 421 amino acids. The record is from RefSeq and is a predicted model, not a curated record. Gene Ontology annotation, molecular function: GDP-mannose 4,6-dehydratase activity. The transcript is spliced from 5 exons. Gene Ontology annotation, biological process: GDP-mannose metabolic process.